CAAAGUUUCAUGUGUUAUUUUAAACCUGAACCAGAGUCAUGUUCUGGCCUGAGAAACACUUCCUGCUCACACACUGAGGAGGAGGAGGAGGAGGAGGAGGAGGAGGAGCAUCAGACUCACUGUGAACUGACAGACUGUCAGACCCGGGGCAGCUCCUGGAGUCCGGAGGCUGAGGUUUGUGUGCGGACAUUUCUGGGAAAAGCUCCAGCGCUGACUUUUGCCAAAGAGGAGAACCUGAAGAAGAAGCUGCUGCUGCUCAGAUUCUGCUCAGGUUUCCAGUCCGACUCACAUUCCAGGAGUUUUCCUCCUCUCUUUCUUCUUCUUCUUCUUCGUGCGCGCUCUCAGUUUUUUUUGGGAAUAAAAAAUCUCUGAGGAUUAUCUGGUUCCUGGAGUUGUGGAGUUGUGGAGAUGUGGAGAUGUGACGUGGUGCAGAACCUUCACAGAUGAUCUUCAGUCUCCUGGGAUUUAACUUGAAAACGUUCUUUCUGCUAAGAUGAAGUUCUGGAUCUAACGUGUUUUUUUACGCACAGACUUUGGUGAAGAGAAUUCUCUGAGCAGGAGAAAAUGCUCUGAAGCUUCAUCCUCAUCUGGAAUUAACUGAUCGAUUGAUUGAGCGCAAAUGCGCUAAGGACGCGCUGGGGUCUCGGAUCCUCUGGAUCUUCUCUGUCUUGUCCUCAGUGAGUCUCAGCUCUGUUCUCUCAGCAGAAUGAAGCCGUUUGUUGUGUGUGUCUUCUUCAUAUGUGUCCUGACCUGUACGGGGGACGCGGACAGACGGGUGCGACUGCACCGACGCGUACGGCUGGGACUUUUGGACAAAGAGCGCGUCUCAGGACGCGUGCGCGCCGGGUUUAGUUCCGCCAUCGCGGUGCACAGUCCCGGUAGGGACGUUGAUGUGCAGGCUGAUGAGAGUGUUCCAGUUCUGCAGGGCAGGAGCACAAGGGGUCAGGGCCUGGUGCCAAGGAGAGGGGUGGCCAGACAAUCUGGUUUCCCCGUGCAGCAGGAUGAGGGAACUCCAGCAGGACCCAGAGCCAGGGUGAGCCGGAUGCCCAGCAGUGCCGGGUCACCAAACCUGCUGGCCAGUUUUGCAGGCAAGAACCGGGUGUUGGUGAUCUCAGCGCCUCACGACUCGGACGGGUACUACCGCCUCAUGAUGACUCUCCUGAAACCAGACGUGUACUGUGAGCUCGCAGAGAGACACGUCCACCAGAUUGUGAUGUUUCACCAGGAGGGCGAGAUGGGAGGGAAGGUGAGGAGGAUCACCACAGAGGGAAAGGUGAUGGAGGAGCCACUGGACACAGCACUCAUCCCCAGACUCAUGAGCUUUCUCAAGAUGGAGAAAGGGAAGUUUGGGAUGGUGCUGCUGAGGAAGACCCUGCAGGUGGAGGAGAGGUAUCCCUACCCCGUGAGGCUGGAAGCCGUGUACGAGGUCAUCGACCAGUCGCCCAUGAGGAAGCUGGAGAAGCUGCGGCAGAAGGGCUUCGUCCAGAAGUGCAAAGGAGCAGGAGUGGAAGGUCAAGUGGAGGAGGGAACGCUAGCAGAAACACCUUUACAACGAAAACCAGGGAAGAAGAUCCUGAGAAAGCCCACACCAUCAACAACAACCACCACCACCACAACUGCUACAACCACAACAACUACACGUCCAACCACGACAACCCGGCCCACCACCACCACAACCUGGCCCACCACCACCACAACCAGAGCUACAACAACAACAACAACAACAACAACCAGAGCUACGACAACAACAACAACAACCAGAGCUACGACAACCACCACCAAACCCACCACUACCAGAAGAACCACCACUACCACCACAAGAAGACCCACCACCACGACCACCACCCAGAGACCAACCAGAGCCCACACCACAGCCACGUGGCUCCCAGUCCCCAGAACCACCGCGGAUCAGUACUACGACAGCCACAGAGAGAGGGAGUGGUACCCGGCCAGAACCACCCCGGCUGGAGACAACCGCACCAACAAAGAAAACAGCCGCAAGCUAGUUCCUGCUAAACCUUCCAAGAUCAAACCAACAAAGAAGAAGAACGGAGGAGAGAAGGUGUUGAAUAACGAGCACGAGGACCGGUACGAGCCGAGCAAGCCGACGGUGAGCGAUCCCGAGGAGGCAGAGACCGUCCCCCCCGACACCAGUCCCACCAAGAAGGUCAAGGUCAAACAGAACAAGCUGGACAAGAAGAAGAAGAAGGCGGACAAGGCCGUGAAGAAGGCAGAGAGGAGAGGGAAGGCGGGGAAGGAAGGAAAGAUCGGAGCCAAGAAAAACGUCAAGAAGCCGCUGAAGUAUCCAGAACCAGAGGAGUUCCCGAAACCCACGAAGAGGCCGACGACGCCUCCUCCUCCGAAAGGAUCCCUGGAAUCUUUCCUGGAUUAUUUUGAGAACAGGAGGCGGCUGCUGCUGGUGACGUCUCCCAGUGAGGACGACAGGAUGUAUGCUCAGCAGAGAGACGAGUAUCUGGAGUCUGUGUGUGAGAUGGCCAUCAGGAAGGUGUCCAUCAUCACCAUCUUUGGUUCCCUCACCAACUCCACCAUGAAGAUCGACCACUACCAGCUGGAGAACGACAAAGCGAUGAAGGGUCUGCGGCAGGAGGACCUGGUGAACCAGGACCUGAUCACAGAGCUGAGGAAAGAGUUCAGUAUGACACACGACGACUUCUACAUGGUCCUCACUGACACCGACAUGAAGGUCAAGCAAUCCUACGAAGUCCCGAUCGCGAUGAAGGCCGUGUUCAACUACGUGGACACGUUCACGUCUCGGAUCAGAGAGAUGGAGCAGCAGAAGCGAGACGGCGUCGUCUGUAAGAAGAAGGACAAACCCAGAUCCCUGGAGAACUUCCUCUCCAGGUUCCGGUGGAGGCGUCGCCUCUUCAUUAUCUCCGCCCCCAACGACGAGGAGUGGGCGUAUCAGCAGCAGCUCUACGGCCUGAGCAGUCAGGCCUGUAAUCUGGGUCUGAGACACAUUGCCAUCCUGAAGCUCGUCGGCACAGAGACACUAGAUAUGGGCGGAGUCUUGGAGCUCUAUCCAAUCAAUGGCAGUGCCACUGUGGAGCGCGAGGGUCUGUCGGCGACGCUGGUGAAGGACAUGAGGAACUACUUCCAGAUCAGCCCCGAGUACUUCUCCAUGCUGCUGGUGGGGAAGGACGGCAACGUGAAGUCGUGGUAUCCGUCGCCCAUGUGGUCCAUGGCCAUCAUCUACGACCUGGUGGACUCCAUGCAGCUGCGCCGGCAGGAGAUGGCCAUACAGCAGUCGCUGGGCAUGCGCUGCCCCGAGGACGAGUACGGCGGCUACGGUUACCACCAACACGGAUACGAACACGGCUACCAGGACGGCUACCACCAGGGCUACGGCUACUAACUGCUGUGUGUGUGUGUGUGUGUGUGUGUGUGGGCUAAACCGUGAGCACACGCGUCAAACCUGUACGUCUCGUGUCCUUUAACGUUUGCUAGCACUUAGUGGAAGCUUCCACAGCGAGUUUAUGCUGUCGUUCUAAUCACUUUAAAGGGGCAGUUUGGGAUUUUUUGAGGUAAAACUCUGAUUUUAGCCACUUAAAGGUUCACUGUGUCACAUUCACCAGGGUUUAUGGGCAGAAAAUAGAUAAAUAUAUAAAGAAAGAAAUAUAGAGUCCUUAAGUGUACAACAGCUUUAAAUUAAAAGUUGUUGUAAAAUAAGCCUUUUAUACGAGGAAUAUCACAGACUACAGCUUUAACAUGAGGCUCGCCUGAUUAAAAUCUACAGCACCUCAAGUGUGCACUACUUUAAGAGCAUGUUGAUGCUUUUACUGAGCUGUUUCAACAGGAAACUGACGUUUGGGACACUUUAUUAAAUUGCUCACUGUCCCACACCAAACCCCAUAGAGAAAAGCAGCGUUUUUAGCCAGUAAGGACACAGGUGUUGUUGAUCCACUGCUGCCUCUAUCCUGAGGCUUAAAGGUGUUAUUUUGUAAAAUUCUGUGUUUGAAAUCCUUUGUUCAGAUUGACCUCAGUGACACAAAGUGACCACACGAGGCAGCAGCAGACCAGCAGCUCCUGUGUCCCCGCCAGCUAAAAUCACUGGUUUUCUCUGUGGGCUUUGGUGCAGAGGAUUACAAAGCAACACAAACCUCAGUUUCCCGUCAGAAAAUGUUGUGUAACAGUGAGAUAAAGACGUGAACAUGUUCUGAAGAUGUCGUACACUUAAACCAACAUGUGUGUGUGUGUGUUUCUCAGCACACAUAAACCUCAUUCAAACCCCACUCCAUAAAUCCUGAACUGCCCCUUUAAGUGGCUUUAAUCACAGUUGAUGAGUUAUGACGUGGACGAGCCUGGAGGUUCAGGGAUCUGAUGUUUUCUUCCUGUUUGUGUGUUUUAAACAGAGUUUUGCACGUUGUUGUUGUUGUUGUUGUUGUUGUUGUUAUUGUUGCGUUUUAAAUGUUUUAUUUCUGUAAAUCUUCCAGGUCAAACUCACAUCAUCCUCCUCCAUGUUCAGGCACAGACUUUUAUUUUGUAGAUAUCAGGCUGAUGCAGUGCAGUUAUCAACCUUUUUUAUUUUUUAUUUUAUUUUGAAGGAAAUAAAGAAAGCUGUCACAUUA
Solea solea (common sole) is the source of this 4586-nucleotide messenger RNA. RefSeq names its product coiled-coil domain containing 80 (gene ccdc80). Lineage: Eukaryota; Metazoa; Chordata; Actinopteri; Pleuronectiformes; Soleidae. The transcript is spliced from 10 exons. The coding region runs from base 707 to 3373 and encodes 888 amino acids. The record is from RefSeq and is a predicted model, not a curated record.